Molecule: messenger RNA, 5472 nt
Organism: Ceratitis capitata (Mediterranean fruit fly)
Lineage: Eukaryota; Metazoa; Arthropoda; Insecta; Diptera; Tephritidae
Gene: sty
Product: protein sprouty
Exons: 3
Coding region: 2459-4591 (710 amino acids)
Biological process (GO): negative regulation of Ras protein signal transduction; animal organ development; negative regulation of MAP kinase activity
Cellular component (GO): membrane; cytosol
Source: RefSeq, a predicted model, not a curated record
UGUAAAAAAGAAUGAAAUUAAGGAAAAACAGGCAGAAGAAAACAACACUAAAAUGAGGAAGAGUCAAGAAAACAAGAGAUAUUAAGGCUGCGGAAAAAUGAAUUGAAGCAAAACGUUUAUAUGUGCAUAUGUACAUAUGUAUGUAUGCAUGUCUAUAAGUAGAAAGAGGCGAAUUGAAUGUGUGCUUCCAGCGAAACAGACACGAAAGUGUAUAUACAUAUGUACAUUGGUACAAAUGUAUGUAUGUUUUCAUGUGUAUGUAUACAAUUUAUACCUGCGUACCUGCGUACCCGCGUACAUCUUAUAGAUUUCUUUGUAAACAGGUAUGGUAGCCGCCUGCUGUGAUCUACGCUAUACACAUGCAUAGAUACAUACAUAUGUAUACACACACACUCGCGCACACACGCGCACACACGGCAUGUACUUUCAUUUGAUUUCAUAAACUGGUAAACUUUUUUUGCUAGAGUAAUCGGCGUGAUCGUUCGAUGGCACCGGCAUUCAUUAAAUUUUUCAUUCAUUUUGAAAUGAAUUCGCCGCAAGUGGGCGAACGAACGCCAAUACACGUACACCGACUCUCCAACGACGAUAUGAAAGAAAGACCGGUAGUGUGAACUCGUUGAGCAGGCAGAGCCAGUUUGACGCUCAAACAGUAUCGCCUACAACGAGUGUGCGCGUCUAUACAAAAGUAUGAAUGGAUAUAUGUGAGCGGAUAUAUGUAUUUUCUCUGGACUUUGAGUCAUUGACUUCGACCUGCAACCGAGCUCAUCGAAAUUCUCAAGAAAAGAUGUGAAAAAUACUCGAAGCGAAUUGGGCUUUUGAGUUUUUUACUCAAAUUAUUUUCGCUCUCUAUGAGAGAGCACUUCAUUACAGCUAUGCCACAUCACAUACAUACACAUACGUAGUCACGGCUACAUUCGCCCUCGCCCACUGUAUCCGUAUAGAUACCGAUAAUAUACGUACGACAGCUGUACGUAUCCGCCGUCGCUUUGUUUGUAUAGGUGAUGGCUGGCAUGUGGGCAAACUGUAGACAGCGAGAAGGCAAAAAUUUUGUCGGUUGGCGGCUCGUCGUGCACAUUAACGUAGUUCAUUUCGCUUAAAAAAGUUUGUGAGUUAAAAACUCGACAGACGUAGCGCUCAUCGUGCGAUCAGAUUAUAAGCGUGUGGAACGGAUCCAACGGUGCGGAUGUUUUUGAUGAAAAAAUUCAAUAGUUUUCCAUAUUUUCAUUAGUGUUUAAAUCGGCAUAUAUUGAAAUAAAACCGAAUUGAAUCACCGAAAAGCCUACAAAAAAGUGAAAUAUGUAAAUAUUUUCGUUAAAAAAAUAUACAUACAAAUGAACUGAGUGUGCGUUGGGCUGAUGAAAAAGUGAAGUGGAAAUUAAGAAAAUUCAAUAAUUUUGUAAGCAAUAAAUAGGUAGCACAGCACUACAGUGCGCUUGGAAUAUGAUCAAUAAAAAAUUUUACUUUCGUGGAUAAACAAAUUAGUUACAAGCAAAAAUACUUCCUCAGCUGGCGUAAGCCGAAUUUAAAAAGAAAUAAAUAAAUAUUAAUCCUCAUCAAUGCUGAAUGGCAGACAAGUGUACAAGAGUGAAAACAAAACAUAAGAAUAUUAAAAAGCACACAGAAAAGAAGCAUUUAAAAUUAUGAAAUUGCCGAUCUAAACGAAAUUUUCAAAAUAUUACUUGCAAAUGUACACACGUACAUAUGUACAAGUACAUAAAUGCCAACGAAUUAAAAUUAAAAAAAUUAAAAAUAAACAACACGACUGUUUUAGGAAUAUACAUACCCAUGUAUGUAUAUAAGCAUGUGUUGAAGGUGAAAAAAAAAUUUGCAUACAUAAAUAUCUACAUUAAUAAAAUUUAAAUACAUACAUACAUACGUGUUUCACUCAAAAAAAUAAAAACCGCUAUCAGCGAAAAAAAUUUUGCAAGGCAAAUAAUUUAUGAAAACAGUGUCAAAACAUUAUUCACAUCAACAGGAAAAAAAUGCGAAUGUGCCUAUAUAAUAUACAAAGUAAAUACACCCAUCCAUGUAAACAUUAAUUUAAAGUUUACUUUUUAUUGCGUAUGAUUCUUACUAAUCCUUAUUGGAAUUUAGUGCAAAACGUUUAAAUUUUCAAAAAAUUGAUUUAAAAAGUAAUUACUGUUAGCUGCUGCAAUAUACCAACAUAAUCAGCCAGAAGAACAUCCUAUGAACUUUGGAUACCUAUAUAUAUAGGAUGAAACUACGUUUGGAUUGCUUUUAAAAUUUAAUAAAGCGAAUCGUUUUCCAUUCACCGCACCGGGAUUACACGAAAAUCAACUCUGCGUCGAAUUGCUUGUGCGUUCUUACGAAUUGGCGCUACAACAUUCGUGGAUUUGCCUCGAGCGAGUCGAGCAGAAAAAGAAUGAGGGAAACUGUUGGUCCACGGCUAAUUUACCGAGGGCAUUGAGGUUUCUCAAAUACUAGAUUGCCACACUACAUGGAUCGUAGAAAUGGCGGCGAUAUUUUGGCGCCACCACGGCCCCCAAAGCAAUUACCACGUAUACAUCGUCCACGCGCACCCGAUCCCGAGACUAUGUUAAACGGCACACAAAUGCAACAAGAGUGGCAGCAGCAACAGCGACAACAACAACAGCAACAGCAACAGCAGCGUCAAAUGACUUCUACGCCAACGCCGGCGUCAACAGCAGCGAACACUUCGAGCACCGAAACAACGCAACGUACAAUUAGUAACAGCCCGAGACAACAACAGGCACAUCAACAAUAUCAACAACAUCAACAACAGCAACAACAGGAACAAAAUAUCAGUAGUAACAAUUAUUCAAGUCAAUAUAGUAUUACGGGCGUGGAUCGAGGUAUUGGUACAAAUAGUCAAAAUGAGAAUAUUGCCAUUGUCAAUACAUUGAUGCAACCAGAAUACGAGGAUCAAGAGAUCCAUCAUUUGACGAUACUGCCACAACGGCCGACUACAUUAAAUCUGAGCCGCAAUAGCAGUCACGUGAGCAAUACAUCUUCAUCGACCUCUUCGUCCUCGAUAACAGCAGCGAGUACGUUUACACGCCGUCGGCAAUUACCACCAACACCAGGCGCUGCCGCUCGUCUGUUGGUAAAUAACACCGCUAAUAACAGCAGCAGCAGCACCAGCAUCAGCAACAACAGCAACACCCGAGCGCAGCCGAAUAACAACAAUAAUAGUAGCAGCAUUAGUGGUCUAAGUGCCGGUCUCACCGGCUUACUCAGUCAUUUCCAUAGCAACGAACCCGCUGUGCCGUCAUCAGUUACGCUGGCUCAACCGCGACCAGAGUCUCAGCGGCUCACCAAUGAGUACGUCGACACGCCGUUCCGAAAUGCUGCCGCGAAUGCCGUUAUACCAAAUCAAUUGCAAUUGCAGCACGCUUCCCGUGCACAACAUCCGGCGGGGCAGCAUGAUGGUGGUCAAACGACAACGCAUCAUCUAUUGUUACUGCCGCAACGCGAGUUCCGCCAGCAGCAGCAGCAACAACACCAACAACAUCAGCAUCAGUUACAUUCGAACCGCUUGGCGGGCACUGUGGCCUCGGCGACCGUCACGGCGGGCAUCGAUGGCACGGACGGCUUCUUACAUUCGCAUCAUAACCACAAAACGCCACUGUCCGCGACAACUGCAACGACAACAGCAAUCUGUCCACAUACGGGCAAGGUGAUUCCAGUCUCGCAGAAUGGGCACAGUGGCAGUAACAGUGGUGUCGGUGGCUUGGGUAGCUUUACCAGCUCGCUAAAUGCGCAACAGUCACACACGCAAGCAAUUACAAAACAACCCGCCUCAACGACCAGCCAAACGUCGCAGCUCGAUAGCAAUAAUUGUAAAUUUGCUAAAGAUCUACCCGCAUUCGACGACUUGUUAACUAUGCACAAUAUAGCGACGGGCAUUUCCACGCCACAGGGUAUGAUAUCCGCUGUACAUGGCGCCAGUCCGCUCGGCACGCCCAUCAUACUUGGCAGCAGUGGCGAUACAUCCUCACUAAAUCAACUACUCUGCCCACGUUGUGGUCAUUGCCGCUGCGAAAUGUGCCAAAAUCCACCGCAUCUGCCGCAAACGUGGCUCUGCAAUAAGACCUGCCUAUGCAGCGCCGAAUCGGUCAUCGAUUAUGUAUCGUGUCUGUGUUGUGCCAAAGCGCUCUUCUAUCAUUGUGCACGCGACAAUGAUAUGGAUUGCGAUGAUGGCUCCGGCACACCAUGCGUUGACAAUCCCUGCUCAUGUGGACCCUACAAACGUACACAACGUUGGGGUUGGCUUGGCGCACUAUCACUUGUGCUGCCCUGCCUUUGGCUCUACUGGCCCAUGCGCGGCUGUGUGUCUUUCUGUGAAAAAUGCUACGGACGCAUUGUGGGACGAGGCUGCCGCUGCCAACAAACGGAUUCGCCUACCAACAUUAUACCCAUCUCACAGUUGGGUCUUAACGGCAGUGGUGGUAGCGGUACAACAAGCAUUUUGAGCGGCAACAAUGGUGGUACCGAUUCAUUGAAAUCGGCCGAUCAUCAUCACAAUCAUCAUCACCAUCACAAUCAUCAUACGCGAAAGGGUGAUCUAACGCCGAAGAAACGUCUGCUCGAUUCAAAUGGCGAGUACUGAAAGAACGAGAGGUACAUAUUAUAGAAGAAGAGUACUAACUACAAACAUACCUGAGUAUGGAGUAUACUGCAGUACUGAAGUUGGUUUAAUGUGGAAGAGUUUAACGAAUUGGUAUAGAACCACUGCUGGCGGUGGGUUAUGGCGUGUGGAUUUUGAGUUUGAGGUUUAACACUUCCUGUGUGAUAGCGGUAGAAACCUAAUCAGCUGUUUGUAGUGCACCGAUUGCGCAGGCAAAAAUCGAGCAACAGUAUUUUAAUGUACAAUGACUUGCAUUUAGUAAACGCGCUAGAUUUCCAGUCCCUUGCUCUAUCUCUCUAUCCCUCGCGCGCUCUCUGCAACUCUCUCUCUAUCGCAGCAGUACCAUUUAUUGUGGAGCGUGCGUAAGUACCAGUGAGCUGCCCCAAAACGCCAAGCCCGCCGCGGCAGUUGUCUAACGCUAAAUACAUUACAUAGAAGUGUAGGGGGAAAGAAGGUAAAACGAAAUACGAAAAAUCAACUCUGCACAAUUAAAAUAAAACAUGUAACAGCGCAGAAUAAAUUGAGGAGCUUAGUGAGGGAAAAAAUUAGUGGUAAAAAAUUGUAAACAAGUUUGGUAGGAGCGUGAAAACCGUGAGAGAAAUUCAUUAAUAUGCGUAAACUAUAUAUUUUAGAGUAAACAAAUUUUAAUAACCAAAGACUGCAAACAGAUAAUUAUUAAUUAUUAGAAAUGUUAUUUAAAACGGAAUUAAAAAGUGCCAAGCUUUCUAAUUUUAACUAUCUACUAUUUCAAAGAUAGUUUUUAUUGUGUGAACGCAAUUUAUCAAUUCAUCAGGUUAUCUGCAAUUUCAAAUUUUUAAUUAGUUUUUUUUUGUUAUAUUUUUUUUUAGUUUUUUUUCGAAUAU